CUCUUUUAAAAAAAAUAAAAAUUAUAUAUAUAAAUUCAGGCAGAAACGCACAUAAAUUCCUGUAUCUACCUGCUCCACACAUCAUUGAUUCACCAUUUAUAAAAACAAAUCAGAUGGACUCUACCUCCCGUUACCGUUUCCUCGGCAUCCCCUCCUCCUCUUCCACCUCCUCCUACGUGACCGACGGCAAUGGGGACAGUAACGGCAACGCAGAUGAGCUCAACGAGGAUGAUAUUUUCUUGACCAACGAUUCCACCAAUCAAACCCAAAGCAAUUCCUCCUCGUCCUCUCCAACAACCGCCAGCAACAACAACCACCAUAAUAAAUUUAACCGCCACACAGCUUUCCCUCAGAACUCGGGGAUUCUCGCUGCGUUACCAGAAUACAACCACAACAUGGUUCUUUACCGCAAGCCUUCACUCCCACCAUCACCUUCUUCAUCCUCGUCUAGAGCAAUCCCAUUAAUUCCGAGGUCCCCACACGUGGCGGAAUACGCGUCGCAGUCGGUGCCGAUAAGAAAAAUGAACCAAUCGGCCCCGAUGAAUGUGCCGGUGUUGUCGAUGGCGAUGGCGAAAGAGAGGAGUAGCAGGUUUGAGGAGGACGAUGAUGGUGAGUUUGAUGGGGAUGAAGAGAUGCUGCCACCUCAUGAGAUUGUGGCACGAGGAUCGACGCAGUCGCCCAAGACAACGUUUUCGGUGCUUGAAGGGGUUGGGAGGACGUUGAAAGGAAGGGAUCUGAGACAGGUUAGGAACGCAAUUUGGCGUCAGACUGGGUUCCUUGAUUGAUUUUGAUUAUUCUUACUACUACUACUAAUGUUAAAAGUUUUUUAUUUAUUUAUUUUGGUGCUAUGCAAUCGUUGUAAUAGCCUAAUAGGUCUUGAACGUUAUUAAUUAAAAUUGAAUCUAGCUCUUAAAAGUAA
Messenger RNA from Populus nigra (black poplar), 919 nucleotides. Its product is annotated as protein S40-7-like. The transcript has a single exon. NCBI's taxonomy places the organism in Eukaryota, Viridiplantae, Streptophyta, Magnoliopsida, Malpighiales, Salicaceae. Bases 114 to 785 code for a protein of 223 amino acids. The record is from RefSeq and is a predicted model, not a curated record.